UUCUGUUUGGGUACCCACAGAGCUGUCGCCAUGGCGGAGGGAGCCGCGGCGGUCCGGGGAGCGGAUGGAAACACGGCGGAAGACAUGUUUCUGCAGGACGAGAGGACCGACGGGGACCUGACCCAGCUGAACCUGGGAGAACUGGACCUGACCACAGACGAGUUCAUCCUGGAUGAAGUGGACAUCCACAUCCAGGCUAAUCUGGAGGACGACCUGGUGAAGGAGGCCCUGAAGACGGGUGUGGACCUCCGUCAGUACUCCAAGCAGGUGGAGGCGGAGCUGCAGAGGAUCGAGCAGGCGUCCAUCAGAGACUACAUCAAAGAGAGCCAGAACAUCGCUCUGCUGCACAACCAGAUCACCGCCUGCGACUCCAUCCUGGAGCGUAUGGAGGGCAUGCUGAGCGGCUUCCAGAGCGACCUGUCGUCCAUCAGCAGUGAGAUCCAGACGCUGCAGCAGCAGUCGGUCAGCAUGAACGUCCGGCUGAAGAACCGGCAGGCGGUGCGCAGCCAGCUCAGCCAGCUGGUGGACGAGCUGGUGGUGCCCGGCGCCAUGAUCUCCACCAUCCUGGACUCCCCCGUCACGGAGCAGGACUUCCUGGAGCAGCUCCAUGAGCUCAACAACAAGAUCAACUUCGCCAAAGAGCUGAGCUUCAGAGAGACGCUGGCCUGCUCGGACAUCCAGGACACCGUGGACAAGCUGAGAGUCAAGGCCGUGACGAAGAUCAGAGAGUUCAUCCUGCAGAAGAUCUACUCCUUCAGGAAGCCCAUGACCAACUACCAGAUCCCGCAGAACACCCUGCUCAAGUACCGGUUCUUCUACCAGUUCCUGCUGGCCAAUGAGAGGACGGUGGCCAAGGAGGUCCGGGACGAGUACGUGGACACCAUGAGCAAGAUCUACUACAGCUACUUCAAGUCCUACAGCGGGCGGCUGCUCAAAGUGCAGUACGAGGAGGUGGCGGACAAGGACGACCUGAUGGGCGUGGAGGACACCGCCAAGAAGGGGUUCUUCUCCAAGCCGUCCCUGAAGAGCAGGAACACCAUCUUCACCCUGGGACAGAGAGGGUCCGUCCUCAGUCCCGCCGAGCUGGAGGGACCUGUCCUGGUCCCUCACACGGCCCAGAGGGGGGACAGCAGGUACCCGUACGAGCUGCUGUUCCGCAGCCAGCACUACGCCCUGCUGGAUAACGGCUGCAGAGAGUUCCUCUUCCUGUCGGACUUCUUCAUGGUGGCGGGGAACUCGGCCCUGGACCUGUUCAACAGCAUCAUGGGGAAAACGCUCAGCAUGUUCCUGAAGACCAUGUCCUCCUACGUGUCGGACUGCUUCGACAGCAUCGCCGUCUUCCUCUGCAUCCACAUCGUCCUGCGCUUCAGAGCCAUCACCGCCAAGAGGAGCGUCCCCGCCCUGGACCGGUACUGGGACGCCGUGCUGGAGCUGCUGUGGCCUCGGUUCGAGUUCAUCCUGGAGCAGAACAUCCAGAGCAUCCGGAACAGCGACCCCCAGAGGCUGGGCCUGCUGGACACCCGGCCGCACUACAUCACCAGGCGUUACGCUGAGUUCUCGUCGGCCAUCGUCAGCAUCAACCAGACGUUCCCCAACGAGAGAACCAACACUCUGCUGGGCCAGCUGCAGGUGGAGGUGGAGAACUUCGUCCUGAAGAUGGCGGCAGAGUUUCCCUCCAGACGAGAUCAGCUGAUCUUCCUGAUCAACAACUACGACAUGAUGCUCAGCGUGCUCAUGGAGAGGGCAGCAGACGACAGUAAAGAGGUUGAAGGUUUCCAGCAGCUCCUUCUGGCUCGAACGCAGGAGUUCAUCGAGGAGAUCCUCUCUUCUCCGUUCGGAGGGAUGAUCGCCUUCGUCAAGGAGGCCGAGGCUCUGAUGGAGAAAGGGCAGCUGGACCGGCUGAAGAACGACGAAGCUCGGAUCUGCCAGCUGGUCCGCGGGUUCUCCAGCUCCUGGAAGCAGUCGGUGGAGGCGAUGAGUCAGGAGGUCAUGAGGUCGUUCACCAACUUCAAGAACGGAACCAGCAUCAUCCAGGGAGCCCUCACCCAGCUGAUCCAGUACUACCACGGCUUCCACAAAGUCCUGAACCAGCCCCCCCUCCGCAGCCUGGCGGUCCGGUCCGAACUCAUCAACCUGCACCACCUGAUGGUGGAGGUGAAGAAGCACAAGCCCAACUUCUGAGCCACACACACUCUCUCACACACACACACACACACACACACACACACACACAAGCCCAACGUCUGACUCACACACACACACACACACACACACACAAACACACACACACACACACACACACACACACACAAGCCCAGCGUCUGACUCACACACACACACACACACACUCACAGUGAGACACACACACUCCUGAAUGUCCAUUAAACAUCGACUCCUCCUCUACUCGUGUUUUGGUGUUUUGGUGUUUGUAUUGAGUGUGUU
Molecule: messenger RNA, 2442 nt
Organism: Salarias fasciatus (jewelled blenny)
Lineage: Eukaryota; Metazoa; Chordata; Actinopteri; Blenniiformes; Blenniidae
Gene: vps52
Product: VPS52 subunit of GARP complex
Exons: 20
Coding region: 31-2181 (716 amino acids)
Biological process (GO): endocytic recycling; lysosomal transport; retrograde transport, endosome to Golgi
Cellular component (GO): GARP complex
Molecular function (GO): syntaxin binding
Source: RefSeq, a predicted model, not a curated record